Molecule: messenger RNA, 2466 nt
Organism: Postia placenta MAD-698-R-SB12
Lineage: Eukaryota; Fungi; Basidiomycota; Agaricomycetes; Polyporales; Adustoporiaceae
Exons: 15
Coding region: 1-2466 (821 amino acids)
Biological process (GO): amine metabolic process
Cellular component (GO): plasma membrane
Molecular function (GO): primary methylamine oxidase activity; copper ion binding; quinone binding
Source: RefSeq, a predicted model, not a curated record
AUGGCUGCCGGGUACCAGCCGCUUAAAAGCGUGGAUGUCCUCGAAGAGGAGACCCGUCCUCCACCUCGUUCUCGGCGCUUGAUAUAUGGCGUCUUCUUCAUCUUCGCCACAGCUGCGCUUUCUGCGUACUAUGCCGUCCCGCCUGACGUGGACGACGAGCCUCUCAAGCAAUGUGCGUCCGGGCUGCCACCGCAUGCGACGCCUCCUGCGCCUGUGAAUCCCUGGGCAUCAUUGACUGUCCUCGAGACUGUCGCAAUCGCAGACUGGCUCGACGCGCCCGAGCGAGCCCUGAAUCUCACUCCUGGCAGCCGCGUGUCGAUCGCUGACAACUUCAUCUAUCACAUCGGCGCGUUCCGCCCAGCAAAGGCAGACGCUCUGUUCUACCUCGAUGAUCCCUCUGCUCAUGGUCCACCCGAUCGCUAUGCACGCGUGACGAUCCACCACGGCGCAGCCGCCGAACCAUACGUGCAGGACUACCUCAUUGGGCCUCUCCCAAUUGACGGGAAGACGGGCAUACGUGAGCUAACCGAGGUUUAUCAUCGCGAUGCGAUCCCGUAUAAUGCGCGAGGAUACACGACGCUUGCUGAGAUCAAUCCGAUCCUGACGGACAUCAUGCCGUCGCUCGCAGAGGCAACAAAGGAAUUGUUUGAUGGCGUCGCACUCGGCCUCCCGAACGACACUCUCGUCGCAGGCGCCGUCGGGCCACUCAGCUUCGACGGCACCUUCCGCCGUACAUGGAUCAACUGGCGGCGCAACGUUCCGGGUCUCUGGCUGCACCCCGUCGGAUUCUUCCUCUACAUUGAUAUGUCUGGCACGGACCCACGCGAGUGGAGGCUGUUGAAGAUCGUGUACAACCAUCAAGUCUUCGAUAGCGUGGAGGAGUUCAUGACUGCCUUCCACGGCGGCUCGCUCAAGCGUCUUCCCAAGCGACCUGACAGCAAGGACGUCGAAUGGACGUCGCGCACGCGACCAGAUACAACGCCGCGUGACCUGGACCAUCUCCCUGGCCCGCGCGCAGUGUCGUUCGCAGGACUGCGCUUCCGCGUAGACCGCGCGACGCAGUACAUCAGUUGGAUGGGCUGGGGCAUGUACCUGGGCUUUGAUCGUGACAUGGGGUUGAGUUUGUGGGACAUUCGGUUCAAGGGAGAGCGGCUGAUCUAUGAGCUUGCCCCGCAAGAGGCCAUUGCACAGUACGCUGGCAAUGACCCGAUGCAGUCGAGCACCGCAUGGCUCGACCGCUACUUUGGCAUGGGUGGCUCUGUACGUGACAUGCUUCCAGGAUACGACUGCCCGCACGAGGCGGUGUUCCUCCCUGCGACGACACACGGCUUUACUGGUAGUGUAACGCGGCAGAGGGCAAUCUGCAUCUUCGAGCACGACACUGGCCGCCCAAUUACGCGGCACAUGGGAUACAGCCAAGGCGAGUUCGGCGCCGUGAAAGGCUACGUGUUGGUCGUGCGCAGUAUCUCGACCGUUGGGAACUACGAUUACCUGUUCGACUACAUUUUCCAACUCGAUGGCACUAUCGAAGUCAAGUUGUCUGCGUCUGGGUACCUCCAGGGUGGUUUCUGGGAGUCGACGCAAGAAGGAUACGGCACCGCCAUCCGCGACACCACUAUGGGCUCGCUGCACGACCAUGUCAUCAACUUCAAGGUAGAUUUGGAUAUCGCUGGCCCAAAGAACUCGCUUCUGUUCACGAACACCGCGCAGGAGGAAGUCUCGCAGCCGUGGUUCGAGGACGACUGGGGCAGCACGGUUCUCCAGCAGAAGAUCACUCGGAAGAUCAUCGAGAAUGAGAACGACGCGCUUCUCCGGUACCCGCAGAACUUCCAGGGCGGGUACGCGCUCGUGAAUACAGAAGCACUCAACCGGUGGGGUAUCGCACGUGGGUACGCUGUCCACCCUGGGUACUCGCCCAUCUACAACACUGUGGUUGGCUCGAAGCGCCUCCUGAACAACGCGAACUGGGCGCGGUACAACCUUGCGGUAUCGCGUCGCAAGGAAACAGAGCCGUCGUCGAGCAGCAUGUGGAACCAGAACCUGCCUGGAGCACCCAUGGUGGACUUCCACAAGUUCUUCGACGGAGAGAACAUCACGCAGGAGGACCUCGUCGCGUGGAUCAACGUGGGCAUGCACCAUCUGCCGCAAGCCGAAGACGCCCCUAAUACACGCACGAAUUUAGCAACGUCGAGUUUCUUCCUAACCCCGCUCAACUACUUUGAUGAGGACAUCUCCAUGGACGCACUGAACGCCAUCCUGCUCGCCCCGCCUGAGCGACCAGGCGACGCGUGGACAUACGAAGACUACGGCGUCAAGGCCGUACAUUGUGUCCCGCCCGCGGUCCCGCCGUUUGAGUACGUUGGUGUCGAGGCGUAUGGGCUGGACGGGCGACCGGCGCCUCCGGAGAGCGCUGACGAGAUGCGCAAGGGUGCAGAGAUGUAUCAUCGUAUCAAACUCGAGCUGUGA